GGUCUUUUUUUAAAAAUGUCUGCUUCAUACCAACACCUUCUCACUUGGAGUUUACCGCACCUCCUCUUGCUACCGUUGACCCACCUCUUGCUUUUGGCUCCUCCCACAGAUGUAUCUGCAGAGAUGUGUCGCGUCACCGGCGGGGUUCUGGGGCUCCAUUGGACCAACGUGGUGGGUCUCGGUUGGUCCCCCUUGGCGGACGGGCGAGGGGGUCCGACGUGCUGGGAGACGUGCUGCUUGAGGCCCAGUUGCCACGCCGUGUGGAGCCACGGCGGGCGAUGCGUGCUCCUGACAUGCUCACUCAAAGGCGGGUGCCCCAUUCUCUAUGUGCCGCAACCAGAUCAAGAUUUUCUGGGGCUUCUUCAGAUUCUAAGCAAGGGUUCUGCCACAAAAAGAGGGAGGAGGAUUCGUCAGGUAGAACAAGAGGACCAAACACGGCAACAGCCUCGCAUGGAGAACUCCAAUGUUGAUCCAGCUCAGCCAGGACUAUCACCCAACCCGAGUGUGCUUCCACAAACAGCCCAAAAGAACCUCACUCUUAAAAGUGAAACGUCCCAACACAACUCCACUAUUCCCAACACCGUUGCGUCCAACCGCAGCGAUGACAUCACUCCCGUGGCAACUACCGUCAGCAUGCCUCCGACGCAGGCCGUGAGGGAGCUGGUAGUGUCGGCGGGCGAGAGCGUAGAAGUCACGUUGCCGAGCAACUCGGUGGAGCUCAACGCCUUCGUGGUGCCGCCGCCUCCGCCAGAUACAAAGUACGCAUUUGAUUGGCGUCUGAUAACUCAUCCGAGAGAUUACAGUGGGGAGAUGGAAGGGAAGCACAGCACGACUCUUAAACUCAGCAAGCUAACAGUUGGUUUGUACGAGUUUGAGGUGACAGUGGAUGGGGGCGGAGCCCACGGAGAAGGUUAUGUCAACGUAACGGUCAAACCAGAGCCGCGAGUAAACAAGCCUCCCGUUGCCGUGGUUUCCCCAAAGUUCCAGGGGAUCUCCUUGCCGACCAGCUCCACGGUGAUAGACGGCAGUAAGAGUACAGACGAUGACAAAAUAGUAUCUUGGCACUGGGAAGAAGUCAAAGGGCCCCUGAGGGAGGAAAAAGUGUCCGCCAACACAGCCGUCCUCACGCUCACCAACUUGGUUCCGGGGAACUACACCUUCAAUUUAACUGUGACUGACUCAGACGGCGCCCAAGACUCCACACAAGCCACCCUGUCUGUCAACAAAGCCAAGGAUUACAAGCCCGUGGCCAACGCCGGACCCAACCAGGUCAUCACCUUGCCACGUAACUCCAUCACUCUGUACGGCAACCAGAGCACGGAUGAUCAUGACUCGCUCGCCUACGAAUGGUCACUCAGUCCUGAGAGCAAAGAUAAGGUGGUGGAGAUGCAAGGCGUGCGAACCCAAAUCCUGCAACUGUCAGCCAUGCAAGAGGGCGACUACACCUUCCAGCUCACUGUGACCGACUCUUCCGGACAACAAGACACGUCCCACGUCACGGUUAUCGUGCAGCCGGAAAACAACAAGGCACCUAAAGCCGAUGCAGGCCCGGAAAAAGAACUGACGUUACCGGUUGAUCGAACCAUGCUGGAUGGGAGUAAAAGUAGCGAUGACCAAAAGAUAGUCGCUUACCACUGGAAACAAACCAAAGGUCCGGACGGAGUCAAAAUGGAGAACGCCGACAGCGCCGUCGCCACGGUGACGGGUCUUCAGGUCGGCACGUAUGAGUUCACGCUGACGGUGACCGACGAGAGGAAGCUGCAGAGUAGCGACGCCGUCACGGUCAUCGUUAGAGAAGAACUGGACCAGCCACCGGUGGCUCGCGUGGUUUCGAGUCCGCCCGUGACGUUGCCUGCGCGGACCGCCACAUUGGACGGAUCUCACUCCACGGACGAUAAAGGCGGCAUCACCUACCUGUGGACCAGAGAUGACAGCAGUCCUGCCGCCGGGGACGUGCUUAACAACUCGGACCACCAAGCCAUCCUAUUCCUCGGAAACCUGGUGCAGGGCAAGUACAGCUUCACGCUGUCCGUCACCGACAGCAAAGGUCAAACAAGCGUCGAUAGCGGCGCCCUGGAGGUCAAACCAGACCCGUGGGAGCGCGACCAGGUAGAACUGAUUUUAGAAGUCCCUGUAACGCAAGUCUCCCACCGUCAACGCGACAUGCUGCUACGGCAAGUCGGGGUCUUGCUCGGCGUCCUCGAUAGCGACAUCAUCGUCCGGGAAAUCGGCGCGUUCAACGAACACAGCACUCGUCUGGUCUUCCUGGUGUCAGGCGGUCCGGGGCGCCCUCCUCUGGCAGGUCAAAGCGUUGCACUCAAUUUACGCAACAAACUAAGGAAACAGAAGAACGAUUUUCUUAUUUAUAAAGCUCGGCGGGUGGAUACAGUUGUGUGCCAGCUGAACUGUUCCAGUCACGGAGAGUGUGACUCAUUCACGAGACGCUGCGUUUGUCAGCCGUUCUGGAUGGAGAAUUUUAUCAGAGCGCAGCUCGGAGAUGCCGAAAGCAACUGCGAGUGGAGCGUCCUUUAUGUGACCAUCGCGUCAUUUAUGAUUGUGGUUGCCGUGGCGACAGUGGUCUGGGGGUGCGUGUGUUGCUGCGACAGACGUAAGAGCAAAGCACGCAGAACCAAAAGCAGAUAUAAAAUGCUGGAAGCCGAUGAGCAGGAUGCACUGGAGCUUCAACCGGCCAGAGCGGGUCGCAUGAAGCCCGUCCCCGCCCCCACUUCCUCGGCCCUCAUGCGCUCCGACUCGGACCUGGACAGCGACGACGGGCGCGUGGGCUUUCCGUGGACGGAGCAGGAGCGCGGUCACCUCCUCGGACCGCAAAACGGCUCGCUGAGGAACGGCCAGGGUCCCGUUCGAGCCAAGAAACACAGGGAAGAGCUGCUAUAG
This is a messenger RNA of Nerophis lumbriciformis (worm pipefish), 2895 nucleotides long. The record is from RefSeq and is a predicted model, not a curated record. NCBI's taxonomy places the organism in Eukaryota, Metazoa, Chordata, Actinopteri, Syngnathiformes, Syngnathidae.